AUGCCAGAGGUUAGAGAGCUCACCGAUGCUUUGGCCAACGUGCCUAUGGACCCCAUUACCGGCGUUGGCGUCGUCGCCUCCCGGAACCGGGCCCCGACCAAUUACGACGUGGUUGCACAAACCGCGGAUGGCUUAGAUGCUGAUCUUUGGAAGGAUGGCUUGUUCAAAUCCAAGGUCACACGAUAUUUGUGCUUCACACGGACUUUCUCCAAAGAGAAUAGUCACUUAGGAAAUGUCUUGGUUGACAUGAAACUCAUAGACAUAAAAGAUACUUUGCCCGUCGGCUUCAUCCCAAUUCAAGAAACUAUGGAUACACAAGAAACUGCUUUCCGGAAAAAGAGAUUGUGCAUUAAAUUUAUCCCCCGGGAUUCUACAGAGGCCGCCAUUUGUGAUGUCCGCAUACUGGGCCGAGGCAAACAAACUCCUCAACAAUAUACGUAUAUCGGGGAAUUGAACAACAUGGGGAUCUGGUAUCGGAUGGGGAAGGUCCCUCGAAAUCAUGAAUCAUCUCAGCCUACCACACCUUCUCCACAAGCACCAGCCACCACACCAGCUGCCAACCUUCCCAGGUGA
Molecule: messenger RNA, 573 nt
Organism: Protobothrops mucrosquamatus (brown spotted pit viper)
Lineage: Eukaryota; Metazoa; Chordata; Lepidosauria; Squamata; Viperidae
Product: multivesicular body subunit 12B-like
Exons: 5
Coding region: 1-573 (190 amino acids)
Biological process (GO): regulation of epidermal growth factor receptor signaling pathway; virus maturation; viral budding
Cellular component (GO): late endosome; ESCRT I complex
Source: RefSeq, a predicted model, not a curated record